This is a messenger RNA of Pyricularia pennisetigena, 1410 nucleotides long. RefSeq lists its product as uncharacterized. Gene Ontology annotation, cellular component: nucleus. The record is from RefSeq and is a predicted model, not a curated record. The coding region runs from base 1 to 1410 and encodes 469 amino acids. Lineage: Eukaryota; Fungi; Ascomycota; Sordariomycetes; Magnaporthales; Pyriculariaceae. Gene Ontology annotation, molecular function: DNA-binding transcription activator activity, RNA polymerase II-specific; RNA polymerase II cis-regulatory region sequence-specific DNA binding. The transcript has 3 exons. Gene Ontology annotation, biological process: regulation of transcription by RNA polymerase II.
AUGGCGCCCCGCAGAGAGCCUAAGCCCGUUGUCUUGACUGGUGGUGCAAAACGUCAUGAGUGUCCUCAAUGCGAUGAAGUGUUCUUCUCAGACAAUGCCGACGCGCUUUUUGAGCAUCAAGAGCAGAAGAUCAGGAUGGGUGAAGGUCAUCUGGAAUGUCUCGUCUGUGACGAGAUAUUGCACUCCAGCGAGGCCUGGUAUUAUCACCUGAGAAUGAAUCACCCAGCGGAUCAAGACUUGAACUGUCCAGCAUGCGGUGAACACCACAACAAGGUCUACAAGCUGAUGGAUCAUCUCGUUGACUGUGACAAGGCAGCCUAUGCUGUAGCUCGCAUAGACGCUGCGCGUGAGCAUAGCUUGAAAUUCGUCAGGGAGCUUGGUUACCGUGACGAGGCCCGUCUCAAGAAGGGUGUACAGCUGGGACCCGCCCCUAUCAACAACGAUUUUGGCGAGUAUCUUGGCCAUAGAGACCCUAGGGAUGAACUCACCGAGGAGGAGAAGCUUGCCCUUGAGAUGCAGGACCUGGUAUUGAAAUCUUCAAGUUCGGUUGAGAAGUUUCGCCAGGGCGAUUCCAAGUGUCCUGACCUACUUACUUCUGACGGUAAUUCGGCGCAAAAGGAGAACAACGAUCCGCGUGUCAAGAAGUCUGCCUCAGUGACUGCAGACAUGCCUGCGAGCAAGAGGCUGUUUCCUAAUGCCCCUCCUGCUGUCAAGCCCGCUGCCCAACAGCUUAAGCAGCUUGCCGCAUCCCACGCUCCGCAGAAGCCAGCGCAGAAGCUGGACAUCCGCGACCCCAAUAACCCUGAGUUCAAUGUGGGGAAAUAUUACGAGCAGGUGAUGGGCCUGUACCUAUGCGCAUAUGCGCCCAAGUGUCUCAAAACGUUCAAGAAAGCUGGUCAGCUGAUCAGUCAUCUCAAGAACAAUGACCACCUACCACCAAAGUACAGGUGCCCGUUCUGCAGCAAGAUGUACAGGAGCCUUUCGGCCCUCACUCAGCAUUGCGAAUCACCCAACACCUUUUGCGAGAUUGAUUACUCGUACUCGUACCGCAUCUUUCUCGGCCAGCUGACUGGCGGUGUUAUCGACGUUGACGGCAAACAUGCGGACCACACCCCCAAGUAUAUCAUCACGGAAACGGCAAAGGCCAUGUUUGGCCUGGGACAGAGCAUCCUGACCGACAGGAAUGGCAAGAAGGUUGGCAAGGCUCAGCAAUCCAAUAAUAGGGAAAUCAAGGCCGUCGACGGUCCUCCAGUUUGCCCAACUCCUGAUGUUCUUGAGGCGCACAAAAAGUUCCAGGAGGUGAUGCAGCCUGAGAAGAAGGAUGCUAUCUAUGACGACUUCGUCGACAACUACAAUGAGGAGAAGAAGGAGGCGCAGCAGCAGCGGCUGGCGCAAACCGUUAAUUGGUAA